Colletotrichum truncatum is the source of this 1407-nucleotide messenger RNA. RefSeq names its product eukaryotic aspartyl protease. Gene Ontology annotation, molecular function: aspartic-type endopeptidase activity. The record is from RefSeq and is a predicted model, not a curated record. Gene Ontology annotation, biological process: proteolysis. NCBI's taxonomy places the organism in Eukaryota, Fungi, Ascomycota, Sordariomycetes, Glomerellales, Glomerellaceae.
AUGUGGUUUACUAAUUAUGCUGCAGUCGCAGCAUUCGCUCCCUUCUUCGUUGCUCAUCUAGUGUAUGCGGCUCCUUCGAAGAAAUCAGGUGCCUUUGAAAUUGCUACCUUGGGUGGAGCAGCCUUUCGAAUUGAACAAGUCCCUAACCCGGACUUUUACUACGGAUCCAGACGAGGACCAGUUGCCCUGGCCAGAGCUUACUCCAAGUUCGGACACCCAAUACCAGACGAUCUCCUCGGGCUCAUCGAUCAGAUUCUUGGUGAAGCUGGCUUGUUGAAAGGUGGUCACAGAGGAGGAAAGGGGAAGGGGAAAGGGGGCAAAGGAGGUGGAAAGGGCGGCAAUGCAGGGAACAAUAACGGCGGCGGAAGUUCCAAGGGCAACGGCACAACUACAACGCCAGAAGGCGAGGUUGCCGCUAUCCCGGCUGAGUUUGACAGUCAAUACCUCUGUCCCGUCCAGAUUGGCACGCCACCCCAGACCCUGAACUUAAACUUUGACACUGGCUCGUCCGACUUAUGGGUGUUCAGCAGCGAGACCCCAAUCACUCAGGUUGCGGGGCAGACCACCUACAACAUUGGUGCCAGUUCAAGCGCCAAGGUCGUACAGGGUGCGACAUGGUCCAUAUCGUACGGCGACGGCAGCUCAUCCAAAGGUAAUGUCUAUAUGGACAAGGUAAGCAUCGGAGGAGUGACGGUCGACAGUCAAGCCAUUGAGUCGGCCAACUCAGUGUCGGCGUCCUUCUCCCGAAAUAAGAACCAGUCUGGCCUCGUUGGUUUAGCUUUCGGAAGUAUCAAUACCGUCAAGCCUACAAAGCAAAAGACUUUCUUUGAGAACGCCAUGAACAAUCUCGCAACGCCACUCUUUACUGCCAACCUCAAGAAGGGUGCCGCGGGCAAUUACAACUUCGGCUUCCUUGACACCACAGAAUUCACGGGCGAUGUCACAUUCAUUCCCGCCAAUACAACCGCAGGCUUCUGGCAGUUUACAGCGCAAGGCUUCACUGUCGGUUCUAAUGGAACCGCCGCUCAACCUGCACCUCACCAAGCUAUCGCUGAUACCGGUACCACACUGAUGCUCCUUCCAGACACCAUUGUCUCAGCGUACUACCAAAGCAUCCCCAGUGCCCAGUUUGACUCAACUAAUGGGGGGUUCACCUUCAACUGCAAAGACCAGGUACCAUCUUUCACGGUAGACCUUGGGAAAUACAAGGCUGUGGUGCCUGGAGAGUUUAUGAAAAUCGCUCCAGUGGACGGGCAGACGAUUGAGACUUCGACUAAAUGCUUCGGUGGAAUACAGAGCGCAGGAACAUUGCCUUUUGCGAUUUAUGGGGACGUCUUUCUCAAAUCGCAGUUCGUAGUGUUUCACGGUGGGAACAAUGAGCUUGGAUUUGCGAGCAAGCCACUGUGA